Messenger RNA from Hypoxylon trugodes, 3132 nucleotides. Its product is annotated as glycoside hydrolase family 3 protein. The coding region runs from base 579 to 2885 and encodes 768 amino acids. Gene Ontology annotation, biological process: glucan catabolic process. Gene Ontology annotation, molecular function: beta-glucosidase activity. The transcript has 6 exons. The record is from RefSeq and is a predicted model, not a curated record. NCBI's taxonomy places the organism in Eukaryota, Fungi, Ascomycota, Sordariomycetes, Xylariales, Hypoxylaceae.
UCUAAUAUUUGCCGAUUGAGUGGCGACAUUGAUACCUAUGACGCUAGAUACUUGUGAUGAUGAUUGAUAAGGGGUAAUGGUGACUAUUGUGCACUGAAAUGGUAUUCUGACAUUGUGUAUUUACCAUUUGUAAUGAAAUUACCUACCUCUUAUCAUCCGACUAUCUAUCGGUCUCUCGUCAUUAUACUUUUGAGGGGUUCCUUGCGCGACACAACUGGGGAAUUGCCUAAUAUAUGUUGUCGGUAAAUGUUACACAAACGUUGGUGUCUCCGUUCACGAUGCGCCAACCGCGUGGUUAUUCAAGUAAUCUUACGUUAGUUAAUGACCGGCAGCUCGGGAAGAGGACCCGGAGCGGUGAAUACUGCUAGAAUCUGACAUCGCAUUGGUCGAUUUGUCAAGUGGAAUUGUAGCGUCAUUGGAUCCAUGUCAUCCAUGUCAUGCAAGCAUCCAGGGUCUAUGGAAGCAAAUGAAGCAAAUAAAACAUGGGCCUCCGCAUUGGAGAAAAAGAUUACGAUUUAGACCCUCUAAAUAUUAUGUAGAGAGAGGCUCCCUCGGACUCUAAGGCCUAUGCGCGCAACAUGGCUAUCACGUUGUCUUUUUUGGUAGCGGCCCUGUUCGCAUCGCCGCUAGGUGCAUCAGAUGCUUCAAGUUACGCGCGGUCGCCGCCGGUUUACCCGUCUCCGCCGGGGAAAGGAGUGGGUAUAUGGGCCGACGCGUACUACAGCGCACAGGACCUCGUAGGCCAGAUGACCUUGGAAGAGAAAGUUAACAUCACACGUGGUUUCACCGUCACUGAUAACGUCUGCGCUGGUAACACCGGAACUGUACCACGGCUAGGAUGGCCAGGCAUGUGCCUACAUGACGCUGGAAACGGAGUCAGGGCAACCGAUUUGGUCAAUUCGUACCCGUCGGCAAUCCAUGUCGGCGCAAGUUGGGACAAGAACUUAACAUACGAGAGAGCCUUUUACAUGGGAAAGGAGUUUAAGGCUAAAGGCAUUAAUGUUAUCCUCGGUCCUAAUGCCGGGCCGUUGGGGAGGAGUCCCUUAGGUGGUCGGAAUUGGGAGGGCUUUUCUGUCGAUCCGUACCUGUCCGGCCAGUUAAACGCGGAGACAAUCGUUGGGCACCAAGAUGCUGGCGUAAUUGCGAACAUAAAGCACUUUAUCGCCAAUGAGCAGGAAACAUACAGACGACCAUAUUUCGGGGUCGAAGCUAUCUCGGCGAACGUGGAUGAUAAGACGCUUCACGAAUUCUACCUAUGGCCUUUUAUGGAUGGCGUCAGGGCUGGUGUAGCCUCGGUCAUGUGUUCUUACAACCGAAUUAAUAACACGUACGGGUGCGAAAACAGCAAACUCCUGAAUGGUAUUCUCAAAACUGAGCUUUCAUUUGAUGGUUUUGUGCUUCUUGAUUGGAACGCUCGGCAUAACCUCGAUAGCGCAAAUGCUGGACUGGAUAUGCUCAUGCCCGGAGGAGGGUCUUGGGGCGACAACUUGACUCAAGCCAUUCAUAAUGGAUCUGUUAAUGACGACAGAAUCACGGACAUGGCUACAAGAAUCCUCGCAGCAUGGCAUCUAGUAGGCCAAAACGACACUAGCUUCCCAACGCCAGGAAUUGGUAUGAAGAACCUCACCGAACCACAUGAGCAAGUUGAUGCCCGUAUCCCCGAGUCGAAGCCUACGAUUCUAGAGGGUGCAAUCGCUGGACAUGUCCUAGUGAAGAAUGAUGGUGCCUUGCCCUUCAAGGAGAACCCGAGAAUGCUAUCCGUUUAUGGUUACGAUGCCACUGUUCCCGAUACGAAGAAUACGGAUGUCCUCUUCCAGCUAGGGUAUACAUCUUCCCAGGAAAUGGGCCAGGCAGUUCUGGGAACAGAACAGCAUUUUGACCAGGCUGCAAAGGGGGGCACAAUUGUCACAGGAGGCAGAGCUGGUGCUAACGCGCCGGCUUAUAUCGACGAUCCAUUGAGCGCUAUCCAAUAUAGAGCGAAAUCCGACGGUACUUGGGUUAAUUGGGAUUUAACCUCAUCCAACCCUGAUGUGAAUACUGCGUCGGAUGCAUGCUUAGUUUUCAUUAACGCGAUUUCAACCGAAGGUUGGGAUAGGGAAGGGCUCCACGAUGACUUUAGUGAUGGGCUUGUCCUGAACGUCGCAUCUAAAUGUGCCAACACCAUCGUCGUAAUCCAUGUUGCAGGUGUCCGCCUAGUUGACCAAUGGAUCGACCAUCCUAACGUUACUGCGACUGUCAUUGCUCAUUUACCAGGUCAAGAUAGCGGGGAGGCUUUGGUGAAGCUUCUCUACGGCGAAGCGGUGUUCUCUGGAAAGCUCCCUUACACGCUAGCUAAGAACGAAAGCGACUAUGCAGUCUACGCUCAGUGUGGCCGUGGACCAUCCAAUACGACGGACCCCCAAUGCGAUUUUACUGAAGGGGUCUACGUCGACUAUCGUCACUUCGACGAGAAGAACAUCACCCCACGUUACGAAUUUGGCUACGGGUUAUCGUACACGACGUUCAACUACUCUUCUCUGUUGAUUGAGACGCUAGAUACCAAGUUGGGAUCGGGAGGUCCCAUUACUUCGAGCAGCGAUGAAAAAUUGUGGGAGUUUGUCGCUACAGUGAAUGCGACGAUCACCAAUACGGGCGAAAUAGGGGGUGGGGAAGUAGCGCAGCUUUACCUAGGUAUUCCAAACAGCCCCCCAAAGCAAUUACGCGGCUUCGAGAAAUCCGUGCUCCCUCCAGGGGAGUCAGCUGAAGUCAUUUUUCAAUUGACGAGGCGCGAUUUCAGUGUGUGGGAUGUCAUCGCCCAGGGUUGGACCGUACAGGAGGGCGAGUACGCCAUUUAUGUAGGAGCCAGUAGUCGGGAUAUCAGAUUAACAGGUAGUAUCGCGGUUUAGUGGACAGCGAUACACCACGAUCUAGAUACCCCGGAGACUCAGUUCACGAUGUCGCUUUAAUUCUUCACGCACUAUAUCCAUAGUAAUGCAUUCACAAGUUGGCACUUGACCUUCAUCGAAAGCAUUUGAGGGAGCCUCAAAGGUACGACUAUAGUAGGUAACUAGCAGGUGCCUAGCAAUUAAUCAAUAAGCAUAGCACCCAUAUCUUUGAAUUUAACUGAAGGGCCAAAGCCUUUGUCUCAUUCAA